CCGGAGUUGAAUCUUGCAAACUGUGACGACAUCUUCCCAGCUGAGUAUGAGCUUCCACGCUCGACAUCCGCAGUGCCUUUGGAGCCCUGAUUGUGGAUAAAUGGAUUCUGAUCGGAUGGAUUUCCUCAGGUCACGACUUGAUCAAAUGGAGUGGCGUUCACCACUCGCACGCGCGAUGAUCGACGGCAGCAACGCCAUCGAGAGCGACCUCAAUGCUCCCAGAGUCAGACAUAUGUAUCUGGGAAACAUGCAGAAAAGUCGUCCGCGCGUUGAAGAGCAAGGGCACAUGCUUCACGACUCGCGACUGGAGCGAAACAGAACAAAGUUCCCUAUGUCAAUGACUAGGCACCGCUCGUUGCGACGAACGACCUAUCCAAGCUAUCGUUGUCCAUUCUAUUAAUAGCGGCUAGACGUCACGCAUCCCUUUCCUCUAUAUAAACUGCCCUGCUACAUCCAUCGAUUCCCCAGUCCCUGCACUCACCCCGCAUCGUAUCUUCUACCUCUCACACAACCACUACUACUCUCAACACAAUGGGUUGGUUCGAUAGCUCCUCUGACCAGGCUGCCGCCUACGACCAGGUCGUCAACGCCCCUCACAAGGCUGAGCUCUCCCACGAGCUCCUCGCUGCCGCUGCUUCCUACGAGGCCUCUAAGGCAUACGAGAACCACAUCGCUGAGAACGGCCAGCCCGACAGCCACGCGAAGGCGAAGGAGAUCGCCGCCUCCCUUGCCGGCGCCUUCAUCGAUCGCAUCGUCGAGACCAAGGGCCUCGAUUUCAUCGACAAGGAGCGCGCCAAGCGCCAGUCCACGCAGCAGAUCGACGAGGUCGUCACCGUCGACAACUACUGAGUGCAGCAUAGUCGAAGCAGAUAUGUGUAUGUAAAGUAGCGACUCGAUUGAGCAUUGUAUACCAGUUACCUGUCGACUCCCCCAAACACUCUAGAGGGGAAAUGUCAGCAACGUGCAAGCCG
Molecule: messenger RNA, 971 nt
Organism: Dichomitus squalens LYAD-421 SS1
Lineage: Eukaryota; Fungi; Basidiomycota; Agaricomycetes; Polyporales; Polyporaceae
Exons: 4
Coding region: 532-849 (105 amino acids)
Source: RefSeq, a predicted model, not a curated record